UAUUUCUGCGGCGACUGGGUCUCUACAACUAUUCCGCUUCUGAUUCGAUUUCAAGCCAGCUCAAUUCUACCACCGAGAACGAAACAAACGCCUGCUUCCCCAGACUCUAGCGACACUAGGGAAAGCAUUUGAUACUACUAAUCGCAGUCAGUACCUUACAACCCGCGAACAGAACUUCACUCUUCAAAUUCAUUUUGAACCAAAGAUUCCAAUGGCGCAGCAACAGGACGACACAUUUGUAACCAGAGCCGAGCGGCAAAAAUGCUGGGACGCGCGGGACGGAUUUUUUGCGUGUUUGACGGAGAACAAGAUCCGGAGUCUGCGGAAACCCGAGGCGAGGACGGCGGUGUCGGAGAAGUGUAAGGAGGCUAGUGAUGUGCUGCAUCAGUCGUGUCGGCAGGCUUGGGUUGACCACUUUAUGAGAUUACGGGAACGAGAGCUUGGAAUGGUGGAGUUCAAGAAGAGGAUUGCGGAUAAUACAGAUACCGUUGAGCGAGCGCCUGAUGCAAACUUCACCAAGGUCUCGCGUUCUUGAAGUUUGGGGCAGAGAGAGGAAGAUGAUACAGAUGUGGAUCGGUUAGACGCCCUGAGACACAAUUGCUGAAUGUAAAUACAAAGCUAUGAACAAGUGAGGU
Molecule: messenger RNA, 635 nt
Organism: Myxozyma melibiosi
Lineage: Eukaryota; Fungi; Ascomycota; Lipomycetes; Lipomycetales; Lipomycetaceae
Exons: 2
Coding region: 212-535 (107 amino acids)
Cellular component (GO): respiratory chain complex IV; mitochondrion
Source: RefSeq, a predicted model, not a curated record